AUUUAUGGGUCAUUUGUGACGUACUCAGGUAAACGACGUCUCUCUCUUUGUCAAGAACAAAAAGUUUUCGGAACUUUCUCUACCAAAACCACAUACGUUUAUUUUGGAAAAUCAGAAGCGUUGAUUUAGAAAAGAAGUAAGCUAUGGAGGUUUAAUUAUGGAUUCACGGUCGGGAUUAAGCUGAAAGUUUUUUCACCUGUCGUCGACUGAAGAAGAAGGCGUCAUACUAUACUUUGUUAACCGAGGUGAGACGAGUUGUCAGGUGCAAAUUAGUUGAAGGCAACGUUAUCAACAGAACCCAGCCAAUAUGUUGGGUUCCAUGAUAGAAGCCUUCUCGAAGCUGACACUCAGCAAAGGGGCCGAGGAUGACGACGGCAUCGAUCAGAUGCAUCACCUGGCAUCCGUCGGCAUCUUCCUCGCUUUCGCCGCCUUCUCGGGGGCCAAAAACUACGUGGGCGACCCCAUCCACUGCUGGAACCCCGCCCACUUCGCCGACUCUCACAAGAAUUACGCCGAGAACUACUGCUUCAUCAGCCAUAUGUACAACGUGCCCAUGGACGAGCCCAUCCCUGUGGAGAUAAACAAACGGUUCGAGCGAGACAUCAGCUUCUACCGAUGGGUGCCGGUGCUGUUUCUGUUCCAGGCUCUGUUAUUCAAGAUCCCCAACAUGGUCUGGAAGGAGAUGAAGACCUACUCCGGAAUCAACGUCACCAAGAUCGUCAGGAUGGCCGAAGAGACUGUGAUGUCUCCCCCGAAGGAAAGAAAGGAAAAAAUGAAGCACAUAGCCAUCUUCAUCAACAGUUGGCUCAUGGCGUACAGAGAGUAUAAAUACAACGUCUUGAUCCGCGUCAAACAGAAGAUGUCCGGCGUCAUCUGCUUCAUGCUGGGCAGACGACAGGGCACCUACCUGACGGGACUGUACCUAUUCUGCAAGCUGCUCUACUUCGCCAACGUGGUGGGACAGUUCUUCAUGCUGACCAAGUUCCUGGAGAUCGACUACAGCACGUACGGAUUCCAGAUCCUCGAUGUGCUGACGGCGCGGGGAUCCUGGGAGGAUCUGGACGAGUUUCCGCGGAUCGCCAUGUGCGACUUUGAGAUCCGCCAGCUGCAGAACAUCCAGCGAUACACGCUGCAGUGCGUCCUGUCCAUCAACCUGUUCGUGGAGAAGAUGUACGCCUUCACCUGGUUCUGGCUCUUCAUCCUGUCCAUCGUGACGUUCGUCAACAUGAUCUUCUGGAUCUUCAACAUCUUCUUCAGGAAGCGGCGCGAGCAGUUCAUACAGAAGCAUAUAGAGCUGCUGAACGCAGACGACACGAGCAGCGAGAAGAAGCUCUUCCUGGCGUUCGUCAGACAGUAUCUCCGGGACGACGGGGUCUUCCUCAUCCGGGCGGUCAGGAAGAACGUCGGGGACCUGCUGGCUCUCGAUCUGGUCAGACAGCUGUGGGAAGACUACCAGAAACACAUGGGGCCCGAGAAACCGGAUGAGGAGAAAAUGAAGUUGAACAGUUAAAAGAGAUGUUGAAGGUCUUUAUGUGACAUUAAAUGCAAAAUGGUGCAUUUCGUCAAGAUCUGCAAUAUUAUAUAUAUAUAUAUAUAUAUAUAUAUAUAUAUAUAUAUAUAUAUAUAUAUAUUACACACACACACACACACACAGGGUUCUUACGCGUCCAGGAAAUCCUGGAUUUUGUGAUUUUAAAAUCCAGAAAUGUCCUUGCAUUUUGUGAUUUUAAAAUCUAGGCAUUAAAUUUUAUUGUGUCCUGGAAAUGUUCUGUAAAUUUAGGUUUUAUUUUUUCGCAUCUUUACUUUUGUUGUCCUCAUAACCUGUCUAAAUUCAGACAACAGUUUGUUAUAAAAACAUUAAUUUUUUAAUUUUUUAAUUCAUUGAUUGAAUUUUUUUAAUAUCCUGGAAAAGUCCUGGAAAUGUCUUGGGAUUUUAUGUUAAAUAUUAAUGGGUUACACAAAAACAAAUUCAGGUAACCCAUUUCGAUUUUAGGUAACCCAUUUUGAACAUGUAAAUGAUAUCAUAAAUUCAAGGCGCGAACGAAAAAUGGGUUAAGCAAACUAUACUUACGCGAACGAAACUAUCGCUCUCGCAACUUUCAGAGGCCUGUGUUUUGUCCAAGUGUAAGAACCGUGAUAUAGGCCUAGGUGGUUGACAUACAUGUUAAUGCAUUGUUGUUCCUAUUAAGACACUGUCCCGAGUUUGCUGUCAUUUAUCAAAUGCUUGUGAUUAACCUCAUCGGGCUUUUUUCUUUAACAACUAAUAAAAUUACUAACAUUAAAUACAUUUUCUUAUUCAUAAUAUCAGUGUCUAUAUUCAAGUUUUUUGUUUUUUAUCGUCUAGUAGUAACCCAAAUUAAAUUUUAUCACCAAUAAUUGUUUCGUAAGUAAGAAUCAUUUUGGAAUAAAAAUAUAUUAUCUUAGUUAGACCAAAAUGUGAAGUACUUAGUUUAUUACAAACGUAAGCAAGAUUCAAAACUGAAAUAGUAUAAGUUUAUUACAAACAUAAGCAAAUUUCGAAACUGAAAUAGUAUACAGACACUGAUAUUAUAAACAAGGAAAUGUAUUUAAUAAGUAAAUUUAGUUGUUAAAAAAUCUCCGUUGGUCAGGUAAAUUUUAACAAAGGCAGCGAACUCAGGACAUGCCGGUAUGUAAUAUAUAAAAUUAGACGGUGCAUUCGCUGUAAAUUGUGGGUGGGGCGCACAAGCACAUUAAAAAUGAUAUAUGUA
This is a messenger RNA of Gigantopelta aegis, 2729 nucleotides long. RefSeq names its product innexin unc-9-like. Bases 308 to 1510 code for a protein of 400 amino acids. Gene Ontology annotation, molecular function: gap junction channel activity. Gene Ontology annotation, cellular component: plasma membrane; gap junction. The record is from RefSeq and is a predicted model, not a curated record. The transcript is spliced from 3 exons. NCBI's taxonomy places the organism in Eukaryota, Metazoa, Mollusca, Gastropoda, Neomphalida, Peltospiridae.